AUGAGUAAGUUGAAUAGUGCAUGGACAAACACCAUGAUGCUGCUCACGAAAUUAUUGAGACAAUUCGGUGGGUCUGCGAAGAAAUCCCAGAUCUCAAGCUUGCUAUGGAAAACUAUGUUUUAAUUGACUAUGAUACAAAAAGCUUUGAAAGCAUGCAGAGGCUUUGUGACAAGUACAACCGAGCCAUUGAUAGCAUCCAUCAGUUGUGGAAGGGAACCACCCAACCGAUGAAACUGAACACUCGUCCCUCCAACGGGCUCCUCCGGCACAUCCUGCAGCAAGUGUAUAACCACUCGGUGACUGAUCCAGAGAAACUGAACAACUAUGAGCCCUUUUCCCCAGAGGUUUACGGAGAAACUUCCUUUGACUUAGUGGCCCAAAUGAUAGAUGAAAUUAAAAUGACAGAGGAUGAUUUAUUUGUUGACUUGGGCAGUGGUGUGGGUCAGGUGGUGCUUCAAGUGGCUGCAGCCACAAACUGCAAACAUCACUAUGGUGUGGAGAAAGCUGAUAUUCCAGCCAAAUAUGCUGAGACGAUGGACAGAGAGUUCAGAAAGUGGAUGAAAUGGUAUGGGAAAAAACAUGCAGAAUACACACUGGAAAGAGGUGACUUCCUCUCAGAAGAAUGGAGAGAGAGAAUUGCUAACACAAGUGUUAUUUUUGUGAAUAAUUUUGCCUUUGGUCCUGAGGUGGAUCACCAACUGAAGGAGCGAUUUGCGAACAUGAAGGAAGGUGGGAGAAUUGUGUCCUCAAAACCUUUUGCACCUCUAAAUUUUAGAAUUAACAGUCGAAACUUGAGUGAUAUUGGCACUAUAAUGAGAGUUGUGGAGCUAUCACCACUGAAAGGGUCGGUGUCAUGGACCGGGAAACCAGUUUCUUACUACCUGCAUACUAUUGACCGAACCAUACUUGAAAACUAUUUUUCUAGUCUCAAAAAUCCAAAACUCAGGGAGGAACAAGAGGCAGCUAGACGUCGUCAACAAAGAGAAAAUAAGAGCAACACAACUACUCCAACGAAGGUUCAAGAAAACAAGGAUUCUGGUGCUGAAGAAGAAAAGGCUGGGGCAAAUUCUGUUAAAAAGCCAUCUCCCUCCAAAGCACGGAAGAAAAAACUAAGUAAAAAAGGAAGGAAAAUGGCAGGCAGGAAACGAGGACGUCCCAAGAAAAUGAACACUGCAAAUACAGAACGCAAGACCAAGAAGAAUCAAACUGCACUAGAACUUCUGCAUGCUCAAACUGUUUCACAGACAUCUUCAUCCUCUCCUCAGGAUGCAUACAAGUCACCUCAUAGUCCAUAUUACCAACUACCUCCUAAAGUGCAACGGCAUUCAUCUAACCAGCUACUGGUGACACCUACCCCACCUGCACUACAGAAGCUGCUAGACUCUUUUAAGAUCCAGUACAUGCAGUUCAUGGCAUACAUGAAAACUCCUCAGUAUAAAGCAAGUCUGCAACAGUUACUGGAGCAGGAAAAGGAAAAGAACGCUCAGCUACUGGGGACAGCACAGCAGUUAUUCACCCACUGCCAGGCACAGAAAGAGGAAAUCAAACGUCUUUUUCAGCAGAAACUUGAUGAGUUGGGAGUUAAAGCUCUGACAUACAAUGACCUGAUUCAGGCUCAGAAGGAAAUCUCUGCUCACAAUCAGCAACUGAAAGAACAGACGAAACAGCUGGAGAAGGAUAACAGCGAACUCAGGAACCAGAGCUUACAGCUGCUUAAGGCACGGUGUGAAGAACUGAAGCUGGAUUGGUCAACAUUGUCACUGGAGAACUUGCUGAAAGAGAAGCAGGCGUUGAAGAAUCAGAUUUCUGAGAAACAAAAGCACUGUUUGGAAUUGCAGAUCAGCAUUGUGGAACUUGAGAAAAGUCAAAGGCAGCAGGAGCUCAUGCAGCUGAAAUCGUACACGCCGUCUGAUGAGUCACUGUCAGUACAGCUACGCAAUAAAAACCAUUUGAGCCGUGAUCCUGAGGCUGAUCACAGCAGGUUCCAACUGGAGCUCGAAUGCUCUAAGUUUCCUAUGCCCCACAUCAAUGGCAUGAGUCCUGAACUGUCCAUGAAUGGCCAUGCUACUCCCUAUGAAAUUCAUAACACUUUUAGCAGGCCCUCUUCCAAGCAGAACACCCCUCAGUACACAACCUCUCACCUGGACCAAGAAAUAGUUCCGUGUACCCCAAACCACAGCAGCAGACAGAAGGCAGACAAGAUGACGAGCUUGUCCUUACCCGAUUAUACCAGGUUUUCCCCAGCUAAAAUAGCACUGAGGAGACACUUGAAUCAAGACCAUGCAGUCAAUGGAAAAGCAACAACUAAUGAGAUACAGAGAGCUGACCAUGUCAAAGAGAAUGGCCUUACAUAUCCAAGCCCUGGUAUUUCAAAUGGCAUAAAGCUGAGUCCUCAGGAAACUCGGCCCUCUUCCCCAGCGGCCUUACCAAUUGCAGGCGAGAAGGUUUUGAGAGAGAGAACCUCUGUGAGUAAUGGAGAAACUAUCACCAGCCUACCUAUCAGUAUUCCUCUCAGCACAGUGCAGCCCAAUAAACUCCCUGUUAGUAUCCCUCUGGCCAGCGUAGUCCUACCUAGCCGUGUUGAGAAGGUGAGAAGCACACCUAGCCCAGUUCAUCAGAGUAGAGACUCAUCGACACUUGAAAAGCAGAUUGGUGCUAGUUCUCAUAAUGGCGUAAGCAAUGCUGCUGGAAACAAGCCACUGGCUUUGGCUACCUCAGGUUUUUCUUACUCUUCUGGCUCCGUGGCAGUCAAUGGAAAUCUUACAAACAGCCCAGCCCAUCUUAACCAUAGUGUUGAUCAGGCAGCUCUGGACGACUCUGGGAGUCUGUUUAACUCAGUAGGGUCUCGGAGUUCCACUCCACAACAUCCUUUGCUAAUGAUGCAGUCAAGGAACUCUGGGCAAAACUCCCCUGCUCACCAGCACUCAACAAGCCCCAGGUUAAAUGGCACCUCCCAGAGCCUGGUAGGGGUAUUGCAAUAUGCAGAUGCUCAGAAGAUGUUUGCCGAAGGAACAAAGGGGGAUCUUCAGUCUGAUGCAGCGUUUUCAGAUCCUGAGAACGAGGCCAAGAGAAGAAUCAUCUUUACAAUCUCUCCUAAUACAGGACAUGUAAAACAAUCCCCUUCCAACAAGCACAGUCCUCUGCCCACGAGCGCUCGGCUGGACUGUGGCCAAGCACACGCGCAGGAUGGGAAGAAGCGAGGUCGGCGGAAGAGAUCCUCUACUGGGAAUCUCAGCGGGAACUCCGGGGUCUCCCCUAAACGCAAAUCCUUACCUACUGUGUCUGGACUCUUUACGCAACCAUCAGGUUCACCGCUCAAUAUCAACUCCAUGGUCAAUAACAUUAACCAGCCUUUAGAAAUAACAGCCAUUUCCUCUCCUGAAAAUUCCCUGAAGAACUCUCCUGUUCCUUACCAGGACAAUGACCAGCCCCCGGUACUGAAAAAGGAAAAGCCCAUCAUUCAGACCAACGGUGUUCAUUACUCUCCUCUAACAUCAGAUGAAGAGCAGGGAUCUGAAGAUGAGCACAAUAGCAGCAGAAUUGAAAGGAAAAUUGCAACGAUAUCAUUGGAAAGCAAAUCUCCACAGAAGACUGUUGAAAAUGGUGGCAGCUUAUCUGUGAGGAAACAAGCACAAAGCAACGAGAACAUGAAUAGCAGUAAAUGGAAAUCUACUUUUUCACCAAUAUCUGACAUCAACCUGACCAAAACUACAGACAGUCCCUUGCAGUCGGUUUCAUCUCUGAGCCAGAAUUCGCUGUUUGCCUUCAAGCCUUCCUCUGAGGAUAGCCUUGCCAUCGACGCCAAGAUCACAGCACACGCAAGGAAAAGCAUUGCCAUGCCCUCGUCUGGGGCAGAUGGGCUCAGCCCUAGUACAAACUCCACUAACGGAUUCACGUACAAUGGUGGACUGUCAACUGACAUGGGUUUACACAGCUUUAUCGAUGGUGCUUCUCUUCCGCAUAAGGCUUCGGACGUGACGACUUCCAACUGCUCCCUGGGUUUCCAGUCGCAGCGAAGCAAAGAUGUGGGGAUAUCGGAAACGAAUCCUUUUUUGAACAAGAGGCAACUCGAAGGCCUCGGCGGCACGAAAGGAGAAGACUUAAAUCGGUCGGGGGUCAAAGGCAAAGAGAUCAGCGAAAUAAGCAUUCGCACUGGGGUUUCUUCAGAAAAAAACUCUUUGCAGCAUAAUGGAAAGGUCGGCAAAGGAAGGGACCGAGAUGUGGAGUUUAAAAAUGGCCACAACCUUUUCAUUUCUGCUGCUGUUUCGUCUGGUGGCCUUCUGAAUGGUAAAAGCCUUUCUACUGCUGUUUCUUCAGCAGGCAACCCAGCAUCUUCUGUUCAGACGCACCAUCCUUUCCUAAACACUUUGACCACUGGAUCACAGUUCCCCCUCGGCCCCAUGGCCUUGCAAGCAAACCUCAACUCGGUGACAAAUUCCUCAGUAUUGCAGUCCUUAUUUAAUUCAAUGCCAGCUGCUGCCAGUCUGGUCCACGUGUCAUCAGCUGCAACCAGACUGACUAAUUCUCACACUAUGGGGAACUUCUCUCCUGGGGUUACAGGUGGAACAGUUGGAGGUAUUUUUAACCAUGCGGUGCCUUCUGCCUCCUCUCCUCAUCAAUUUGGAGCCAGUUUCAGCAGCAGUGCUGUCUCUAGCAGCACAGUGCUAAGCUUAAACCCUCUGCAGGCUGUUGCCAGCACCUCAUCCUCAUCCUUCCCACCCCCUUCCUCUAAUUUAGUAACAUCUAGUGAGACUAGAUCUGCUCAGCACCUCAACAGAGCGCCAGUGCAAUCUGUUUUCCAUUCCCCUCCGCCCCCUCCUAACGUUUCAUUGCCCCCGCCUCCUCCAUUACUUGCUUCUAACUCCGAGCCUGCGCUUCUGCAGAACCUGCCAUCCAUCCCACCUAGCGAAGCUUUUUUGCCAUCCUCUUCUGCUGCUUCUGUCCAAUCUGCUAAUGCUUCUUUGUCUAUUAAGCUAGCUUCUCUCCAGCACAAAACCUCCCGCCCCUCCUUUACAGUCCAUCACCCACCUCUGCCCCGUUUGGCGCUGGCACAGUCCGCGCCCAUGAUCACGCAGUCCAACGCAGCUGGCACGUCCGCUAUGUGGGUUACACUUGGCAUGCAGUCUCCUUAUGCUUCGCACCUUUCUGGGGUUAAGCCACGAUAAAGAGCUUGCUUAGCUAACAGUUCUUAUUUUGUAAGGUAAGGCUAGAGAAAAAAACCGAGGAGUUUUGUACAAGAUGCUGAAUGAUGCUUCUUCCUUUUCAGAGAUAGCUUGGGGAUGGGCUCUGUGAAACAGAGAAACCUCUAAAAUGUGGGAAGCAAAUAAUCUGAUUGCAGAGGAUGGAGAGUCUUAAUGCUCUCUGUUCUGGGAGUCAGGAUUUCUCGACAAGGAGUGCUCACAAUGGUAACUCUGUCUUAGCUGACAUUAGGAUUAUGUUCAGGUUGGGAUCACUUCAUGAAAAUGUUUAUUUCUGAAGGUCAGUAAUCAGGAGGAAAUGUCUAUUUUUAAGUAUGUUUUUAUACACUUAAUGGAAGUGGUUGUUGCCUACUUUGAUUCCCCCCUCCCCUCUUCUCGCCCUCCGACACAGACUGUUGCAUCUCCACAAAUCCAUGUUCGCAUAGCGUUAGGAUGCGUGAUGGUGCUGCGUUGUGACUGUAUGUGGCAAUGUGGUGGUCUUAUUUUUACCGUAGCCAACAACAGCUGCUCUAAAUAACCAUAAAGUUCAAAAUCUUGAGGUUACAAGCUGCAGCUUUGCCUUGGAGAGCAAAUGCACUGGUCUUGCAUUGCAGCUAAUGUGCCCCCUGCAUCACUGGAAAACACAACCACAGGUAGCGAAGAAGGGUUGUAAUUUAUCUGUGCACUGCAGCUUUAUUGGACUUGCCUGCUAGGGCUAACAUCAGAUGCUGUAUUUAUGCUUACUUGGCGAUCACUGGCUUACUGGGUAGACUGUGAAUGAGAACACAGGGAAUCUGCAGGCUUAACUGUGGUCCGUGCUUCGUAAAGGCUGGGGCCACAGAAGAAAGGAAGGUUUCCGGAGACUGUACGCAUUUUUACUGAAGCAAAUAUUUAACUGCCUUUAGAACAACUCCAGAAUAAAGUGUACCACCACAGAGUUGGGUACUGUUGUUCAUGAAAAUACUCUGUGGCAUCCUGAUGUAAUAACAACUUGUGCUUGCAAAGUUAAAUCAGUAUGUUAGGCCCCAGAGCUUGCUCCGUGCUUUUCUUGUAGGUCUUUGAUGUUGUUGCUGUUCACUGAUACCAAAGCUACAUACGAUAUAUGGUUGAAUACUCUUUGCCGCUUAUAAAACAUGACUCAAUUACAAUAUACCUGAGAGAUUCUUUUGACUGUGCAUUGUGUAUAGUGUCUUCAUCAUCAAAUUGCUCCACAGACACAAACAAAUCCUCCUUAGGCUUUUGUGAGGCACGUAAGUAUUACCCCCGUCCUUCUAUAGGAGAAAGCGAGGCUGAGGAAGGGUUUUGAGUAAUGUGGUCCCUGUGCUCCCGCAGAGGCCGGCAGUGUGAUGUGGUUACAGAACGGGCUUGAAAGACCUUGAAUAGAAACAAGAUGGGGGAGAAGGGGCGAGGAGGGUUAGGCUUGGGGUUUUGUAUAUGUGAGCGACUCAAGCGAAAACAGGGUGAAAGCCUUCUGCUGACGCAGUCGCCUUACCUGGACCUGAGGUCAUACUGGGCUAGACUCCAUACCCUCGGGUGGGAUGGUCCCUGCCACAAAAAGGUUCUGAGCAAAAUAGGCAAGGCACAAAAGUGACGUACGGAGAAAGCUGGAUUGUGGGGGAAAGGAGCAGAAAUAAUGCCACCAGGAGGUGGUGUAUGACAGACGUUCCGUAGCUGUGAUCCCACUCCGUGUCGCUCUUGAACAUAGGUCAAAUAUUUGAGCAGUUUCAUUGACUUUGGUGUGAAUACUUGUGCUCAGAGUCCUUGAUGAACCAAAGCUGAAAUCUGGAAUUGGAGGCUAAAAUAAACUGCGUUGCUUCUCAUAAUGUUUCUCCCCCAGGGUAAUAAAAAAAUUCCAAGCAGAUCAGUGUGUGCUAGAAAAAGGUGAAGCACUGAGUGGGGAAAUGCUCCCCCGACUCGAGGUCGGUCACGGGAGGACGCAGUUCAAUAGGGUUACGCUGUCAGAGAGCUUUAAAAACUGCAGUAGCCGUGAGGGGCUGUGUGUCACUCUUGGAGGCAGCCUUUGUGUCUUAAUUGCGGUUGGGUCAAGAGUUGCUCCUUCUUUGCUGGCUAACGAGGUCUUGGAGCAAUGUAGAAAUGAUUGACGCAUCUAACACACAGUAGAUUUUUGUCUUUUAUUUAGAUGAGUCUCUUCCUCUCCUCCUGUUGUGCAGGUAACUAGGAUUUCUACCUCAACCCAAUGUGACCUAUGCAAGGACAACGUGGACCAACUUCACUCGGCUUCCACUGAAAGGUGCUCACCUGGCCUGUGCAGGGGUUUCUACUCUCUUACUACUGGACAAAAUAAAAACAUAAAAAGACCUAAACAACAGAGAAAAUAUUUACUGUGAAUCUGAGUAAAAAAAAAAAAAGGAAAAAAAAAAAAGGCAAAAGAAAUGCUUAAAGCUCCAGUUUGUAUUGUUGAUAGUUUAGAUAAAGUGAAAACAAUUUUGACUUAUUUUAUUCCACCUAGAAUCAUAAAUACAACUUAUUAUUAAAUUCUCCGAAUAAUAAAGGACUGGCACACCAGCAGAGAUGUAAAGAGCCUCCUCUCGGUGCUAUUUCAUCCGUCAGAACUGUGCCUCUAGUUUGAAUCCUUGGUGCUGAAUUUGGAGGGUUGACCAAUGCCAAACCCAGUUCUCAGAAAGGUCUGCAGUUUAUUUCUUCAUCUUGCUCUGUUCAUAUACCAAAAUCCGCUUGGUUUGCAGCAGUGUGAGCCACAGAGAAUGGCAGUCUUUUAUCUAACAUGUUGUUUUCAUUUGAACUGAGCCAGGCGCUCUGUUAACUGGGUGGUUUUUCGUUGUGUUCGUUACAGACACGAAUUCCGUACUCCCCUCUGGAGUGGCAGCUAGAGCUCCUGGGGUCGCCCGGGCAAGCUCAGCCAACGCAGGCACAGUUUGAACAGAAGAAAUUCAAGUCCUGCCCCAUUUUAACUACUUCACUGGGCCAUUUGCAGUUGCUGGUGGCACUCAAGUCACUGUGAAUUUUGGUAGCUAGUCUGGUAACUUGUUUUGGGAUGUCAUUGGCAUAUGAACAGGGUGCAUAAUCACUGGUAUUGGUCAGGCCCUUUUUACCAACGUUGGGAAGACUGAACAUAGCGCUUCUGUACUGGUGCAGGUAGCAGAGUUUCCCAGCUUGUAGUUUUCGUUCCGAGUACAAUGUAUUUUGUUAGUAGGGUUUUGAUACUUGAUUCAGAAAUGGCUUAGCCGUGUACAUUUAUUGAGGAAGUGCUUUUUGCUUUUGUAUUUAUUUGCUUUAAGUAGGUCUAAAUGGUAGUUCACAAAAACACCACAAUCUAGCUUACCGUGCUGCCACACUAUCAAACUGGUGCAGUUAAUUGUAUCGUGACUUGGUGUUCUGUGUACAGAAAGCGCCGCUCGGAGCAGCGGCUGUAUUUUAUAGAGAUGUGAUGAAAAAUUAUAAAUUUCAUAUACUUUAUUUCAUUUAUUUUUAGAUUGUACAAUGCACAGUAAACUUGUAAAAACUUAUUUAUUCAAGUGCACAAAGUGAGGAGAUGGAUGAUCUAUUAAGUAGAAAUCACGCUGGUCUGUAGUUCAGGCUGGACCCAGCACCAGGAAAGGAAACUACAGUAAAAGAAGGGGAAUUUGCAACAGCAAAAUGAAAAGAAGGAAAACACAUUUAGGCUUUGGGAAACAUCUGCCUGCCAGCCCCGGUGCUCUGAGGGGCAGCACUGACUGCUCUGCGUCAGAGGCGCUCCCUGUCCCUAAAUCCCUUCUAGGUCGUUAGUGCUCCCUAAUGAGUCUCCCACCUCCAGCAGCCGGGCAUUCACCUUAGACCUGAGCCCUACCUUACCAGCCGCCUGACGGGGCAUCCCGCGGUCACAAAAAGCUGGGCUGAACGCAUUAGCUGUUCAACUCCUGCCUCUCUUUUUGAAGUCAGCAAGAUGCUUCUGCCCUCGUGUGCUCUCUCCUGCUGCCUGGGUCUGGGAGGAACAGUUGUGAGCGCCGUGCUGGCCGGGUUCGAGAGGGUGGGCAGGGAGAGGUGCCCGAAACAGCUCCUACCCACUACAGACUUCAGUUAGGCUCUUUUCUCCGUACCUCAUCCCUGGCAAUCUUAGUAGAGAUUUAGGACGAAUGCAGUUAUUUUGUUGAUUUGUGUGUCUUCCAUAGGCAGCCUUUGUGCGCAGAAACUGUUGAUCUAACUUUGCCUUCUUAUUCGCUGGAAAGGGAAGGGAUGAAUAGCCCUGGAAAUUAGGGACGUUUUGGAACUGUUUUCUGCUUUGCGUGUGGGAGAGGACUUGACAGCCGUGCGCCCUGCUGAGUUAUUAACAGCAAGAUGAAAAUCUGGAAAAGGGCAAAAAUGCUCAGAGGGUGAUAGCUGAGAAACAUCCAGUAGCUUCUAGUAGAAGCCGUACACAGUUUAUGUCCUGGAAUCCAGGAAGACAAUGUAACCCAGAUGUUUUGCAGCUGGGAGUUGGGCAGCUCCAGCUUCUUCUAGAUCCUUGGGUGACUGGAGUUGCAGAGCUGCCUUAGCAUCCUUCCCAGCAAAUGGCAGAGUGCUCAGGUCUUUGAAGGCUUUAAAUUGGUAGGCUGGGCCUGAGCAAUUGCUGGAGGGGCAGGAGCCUUAAUUAAUCUCCCCCCUAUCGUUUAUAACCCUGAUGAGAGGGAUGAGGAAAUACAAGUAGAAGCUUUUAAUCACUCUGCUUUUAUCAGAUCCUUUUCUGAAAAGGGACUGAGAUACGGUGCUCUGUGGACCUCUUGUGCCCCACUUCAUCUCAAACCACAGGAGACAUCCAGCAACUCGGCCGCUGUCGCUUAUUUGGUAUGGGGAGGGUUCGCUUGUGCUCAUACCCGAGGUGCUCAGAGGCCUCUAGCAAAGAUGCCUGUUAGGAGGAGGAACCGACUCGCAGAGCUCUGUCGAACCUUCUGUGCUUUCCAGCACCUGCCUGAGGCCCGUGUCGCCCAGCUGGCUCCUGGCACUCCUCCUGGGCCAAAGAGGAUGGCCAGAUCCUUGUUGCAGGAAUAACUUGCUUUACCCCUCAAGGUUCGCAGCAUUUCAGGAAUUGGUGCCUGGGGAGUGAGACAGAACCAUCAGACGUGGUUUAGUGGUGAACUUGGCAGUGUUAGGUCAAUGGUUGGACUUGAUGAUCUUAAAGGUCUUUUCCAACAUAAAUGAUUCUGUGAUUCUGUGACCCUUCGGAGCAAAGGCCCCGGGCGAGGAGUUUGUCAUCUGCUUUCUGGUGGGUGUUGUGGAAAAUCAACCCCCCCUCUGUCCCUCAGUGUCACCUGCGGUAUCGGGUGCUUUGGUGAUUGGUAGUCAGCUGGUGUCUGCUGCAGGACUUGCUCACGAGCGCCAUCGGAGAUCGGCAGCUCAAGCCCGCUCGCUGUAGCUGAGCACACGUGCGCUGUCAAGAUGUUUUCAACUACCCAGCAUUUUGGAGUCUGCGACUCUCCAGCCUGCAUCUGGGAAGGCCAAAGGAAACCAGAUGCUGACCCAGGAAUAAACUCAUAGUUGGGAUGUACUUGAAAGGGAUUCAGUCUGCUGGCCAACCUGCUGAGCAUCCGCUUCAGCCUCCUGGGGUCCAUUGGGACCGGGCCUUCAUCUACCUCUGCAUCACCUCAGUGCUGCUGUUCCCAGUGACCUGAUGUUUCCAUCUUGGCAGCUCAUGCUGCAGGAGCCUGGAGCUGCUCUGGCCUUGCCGGUGUCUUCCACCCACGCCUGACACCGUUGGAUCCUUCACCUUGCGAUGCGUUGCGUCAUUGCAAUGCGUGUCACUUGUGCGGUGUAUCUAAUCUAAAUCGUCGUAGUAAUCCCUACAGAGAUGUGCUUCCAGAAGGUGCCUGAUGAGCUAACGCUUGUAGGGAGCAGUGUGAGAUGGCGAGUACAGCUUUUGCACUGAUGUCUUAGUAUUGCAUUCGCUGGGAGAUGAUGUUGCCAAGAGAUUUGUGUUGUCUUCCCUGCUCCCUGAUCUUUUACUGCUUUGCCUUAAUCUUGGUCUGGUUCAACUCGUUCCUCCUCUGUCUGCAAAACGGGGAGAGCGUUUACCUUGCUGUCGGGCUGCUGAAGGAAUAGCUUUGAGACGUUAAGAUCUGAUCCAUAUGGCUACAAGAAUAAGACCCUUGUGACCCUACUGUAGGAGUGCUGUGCCAGAGGUCUGAAACGUGUUUUCAGUAAUUGGAGAUACUUUUGAGUAAUCAAAGCCAAACAGCCAGUUCCAAAAAAAGGAAUUCCUUCUGCGUUACCACAUCCUGUUGGGUCCGGUCGUUUCAUGGCUGUCACACAUGUUCCUUCUCCUCCACGCCGCUGCUGCCAGCGAGGGACUCGUCAGGAAGCUAAAAUACAUCUUGUAGCACAUAUGUUGCCAAAAAAAAAAAAAAAAAGGAACUUCCUGAGCGUUGUGCUGAGCAAAACCUGUGCCCCGCUGCUAAAUGUCAGCCUUGAGGAACAAGCCUUGCGCACUCUUCCUUUUUUGGUGAUUUGCUACCUCUGGCUCGCGCUCGCCGGGUUCAGCCCACUGAGACCCACCGUGCUGUGAAGCUGGGAGCGCUCCACUAAACUCGCUGUUUGCUGUGGAUUAGUCAUCCAGCAACGAUUCCUCCAUGAGCCAGGGGCGUCUGGGGCGCCCAGCAGCCAGAUUUCUCUGCUUUUUGUGUAGUUGAGGGAGAAAGUGGGAAAACAUUGCUGGAGGCCAUAGAGGCUUGGCUUGCUGAAACCGAGCCGGUGCGCGGGGUGACAGAGAAGUCAAGCUGUCUUGGUGCAGACGAGGCUGUUCCCCGCAGGAAGGUGUAAAUCGGUCUGGACAACCAUAAUGAUGGGAAGCAUCUUCACCCCUCCUAGUUCAGGUUGCGGAUGCAAUGGGAGAGAGGCGAAGGGGGAGUGCAGCACAGUAGAUGUACGUGACGUUUAGGGAUGGAGCAUCGUCUCUGACUCAGUUCUAAUAGCAGGAACUCAGGUCUCCUUGGCCGGACAAA
Messenger RNA from Egretta garzetta (little egret), 12106 nucleotides. RefSeq names its product DOT1 like histone lysine methyltransferase (gene DOT1L). The record is from RefSeq and is a predicted model, not a curated record. Gene Ontology annotation, cellular component: nucleus. Lineage: Eukaryota; Metazoa; Chordata; Aves; Pelecaniformes; Ardeidae. Bases 21 to 5165 code for a protein of 1714 amino acids. The transcript has 28 exons. Gene Ontology annotation, molecular function: histone H3K79 methyltransferase activity. Gene Ontology annotation, biological process: DNA repair; heterochromatin formation; DNA damage checkpoint signaling.